Mytilus californianus (California mussel) is the source of this 1760-nucleotide messenger RNA. RefSeq lists its product as uncharacterized. Bases 1 to 1674 code for a protein of 557 amino acids. Lineage: Eukaryota; Metazoa; Mollusca; Bivalvia; Mytilida; Mytilidae. The transcript is spliced from 3 exons. The record is from RefSeq and is a predicted model, not a curated record.
AUGACAAGAUUUGCUGUUGACAUAGAUAUGUUUGUCACAAAUGGAAGUGGUUAUAACCCUGGAAUAUGGAGUCAUCAAAAAGUAACAGACCAUGACGACUACGGAUAUGCUUACGAUCACGACAGUUAUGGUCAUGGUAAAACAAAAAUCAUAGUGAAUAAAGGACAUGAAUAUGGGUACGAUUACGACGGUUCUGGAAAUGGUAAAACAAACAUCAUAGUGAAUAAAGGACAUGGAUAUGGUUACAAUAACGACGGUUAUGGAAAUGGUAAAACAACGAAAAUUAUAGUAAAUAAAGGAAAUGGAUUUGGUUACAAUUAUGACGGUUAUGGAAAUGGUAAAACAAACAUCAUAAUAAAUAAAAUACGUGGUUAUGGUUACGAUCACAACGGUUAUGGAAAUGGUAAAACAAAUAUCAUAGUAAAUAAAGGACAUGGAUAUGGAAACGGUUACGGCGGUUAUGUAAAUGGUAGACCAAAAAUCAUAGGUAAUAAAGGAUAUAGAUAUGGUUACGAUUACGGUGGUAAUGGAAAUGGUAUACCACAAAUCAUAGUAAAUAAAAGAUAUGGAUAUGGUUACGAUCACGACAGUUAUGGAAACAGUAAAACAAAAAUCAUAGUAAAUAAAGGUAAUGGAUAUGGUUACGAUCACGACGGUAACAGAAAUGAUAGAACGAAAAUUAUAGUUAAUAAAGAAAAUGGAUAUGGAAAUGGUAAAAUAAAUAUCAUAAUAGAUAAAGGAAAAGGAUAUGGUUACGAUCACGAGAGCUAUGGAAAUAGUAAAACUAAAAUAAUAGUAAAUAAAGGAAAAGGAUAUGGUUACGACCACGACGGGUAUGGACAUGGUAAAACGAAAAUCAUAAUAAAUAAAGGAAAUGGCUAUGAUUACAAUCAUGACGGCUAUGGGAAUGGUAAAACGAAAAUUAUAGUAAAUAAAGGACAUGAAUAUGGUUACGAUCACGACGGUUAUGGAAAUGGUAAUACGAAAAUCAUAGUAAAUAAAGGAAAUGGUAACAAUCACAACGGUUAUGGAAAUGGUAUUACAAACAUCAUAGGAAAAGGAUAUGGUUACAGUCACGGCGAAUAUGGAAAAGGCAAAACGAACAUUAUAGUAAAUAAAGGAAAAGGAUAUGGUUACAAUCACGACGGUUAUGGAAAUGGUAAAACGAAAAUUAUAGUAAACAAAGGAAAGGGAUAUGGUUACAAUCACGACGGUUAUAGAAAUGGUAAAACGAAAAUUAUAGUAAAUAAAGGAAAAGGAUAUGGUUACAAACACGACAGUAAUGGAAUAGGUAAAACGAAAAUUUUAGUAAACAAAGGAAAAGGAUAUGGUUACAAUCACGCCGGUUAUGGAAAUGGUAAAACAAAAAUCAUAGUAAAUAAAGGAAAAGGAUAUGGUUACAAUCACGGCGGUUAUGGAAAUGGUAAAACAAAAAUCAUAGUAAAAAAAGGAAAAGGAUAUGGUUACAACAACGACGGUUAUGGUAAUGGUAAAACGAAAUUCAUAGUAAAUAAAGGAACUGCAUAUUGUUACGAUCAAGACAGUUAUGGUAAUGGUAAAACAAAAAUUGUAGCAAAUAAAGGAAAUGGAUAUGGUUACAGCCGUGACAGUUAUGGUAAUAGUAAAAAGAAAAUCAUAAAAAAUAAAAAUAAAGGAUAUGGCGCCAAUGUGUAAGACCAAGGUUGAACUAGAAUCUACUGGCUAUAAAGACCUUUUUUGUUGCUGCUUCCAAUAAAUUUUUUCUUUAAAGCAUCUUGCAA